This is a messenger RNA of Caenorhabditis briggsae, 1875 nucleotides long. RefSeq names its product Protein CBR-CDH-9 (gene Cbr-cdh-9). The transcript is spliced from 12 exons. Gene Ontology annotation, molecular function: calcium ion binding. The coding region runs from base 1 to 1875 and encodes 624 amino acids. NCBI's taxonomy places the organism in Eukaryota, Metazoa, Nematoda, Chromadorea, Rhabditida, Rhabditidae. The record is from RefSeq and is a predicted model, not a curated record. Gene Ontology annotation, cellular component: plasma membrane. Gene Ontology annotation, biological process: homophilic cell-cell adhesion.
AUGAAACCCUACUUGGGUUUAACGAUCAUACUCCUCCUAGCUCGAACCUAUCACACGUGUCUGUUAAAAAAUGGAAUGAGUUCUGUGUAUCUAUCAGCAUUUGAGGAUUUGAAACCAGGAAACGUGAUCGGCACGCUGCCUUUCGAAGCGGCGGAGACAUCAAAAGAAACAAGCGAUGUUGAGCUACGUGUUGUGAAGGGAAAUGAUUUGGUGGAUGUGAAGCCUGGCAGUCACGAUUUGAUUCUGAAGAAGGGAUUGGAUAGAGAUGAGGGAGUCGGCAAGUUUGAAGCUGUCGUCGAAUGCCGUUCCUCUAAUCUGGAUGCCGAUUUCAGUCAGUUGAACAUCUCGGUUUUUGUGACCGUCAAAGACAUUAACGACAACGCGCCAGUGUUUGAUUCAGCCGAGUACUUUGUAGAAAUAAAGGAAGAACUGCCAACUGGUACAAUUGUAUUCACGGAUUUCGAAGCCACAGACAAUGAUCAACCGGGACCAAACAGUUUCGUACAAUACUCAAUUGUCCCGGGACCACACUCUCACUUCUUGGAAAUCCCCGACCCUUUCAAACCAGUGAUCACUAUUAAGGAUCGCAUUAAUUACGAGGAGAUCAAAAAGUUUUCUGUAGAAAUCGAGGCGAGAGAUCAAGGAGAACCCAGUUUGGCAUCAAAAGUGCCGUUACAUGUGACAGUUGUUGAUGUGAACGACUUGCUGCCGAAAUUCAAACAUUCGCACUAUACCGCUAAAACGCAGAAGAAUGGUGUAUUGGUUUUCGAACCGGAGGCUAUCUCGGCACAAGAUGGCGAUCGUCUCAACGCUUCGCUGAUCUUUUCUCUGUCCGGAGAACUUUCGGAACAUUUCGCGAUUGAUAACGACGGAAGCAUCCGCUCAAUUACCUCAAACCCCCCACAACGGGCCACUUUCUUUGUUACGGCAGCUGAAAAAGACGAUCCGGAGCGAAGCAGCACCGCAAUCUUAUCCAUCAGACUACAGCCAUCUCUAGCCUUCCAGCACAACACAUACUCAACAACGAUUUCUCCGUCUACCCCAAUCGGAUCUACAGUAAUCACAGUCACAGCAAACUCGGAAAAUAACGCGUCUCUCACUUAUUCUCUUCUUGCUGACACUAAUACAGUAUCCAUCGAUGAAGUCUCUGGAAAUGUGGUGCUCCGAAAAAAGCUCGAAAAGCCGGAAACACUGAAUGUGACUGCUAGUGAUGGAGAGAACGUUGUCUCCACAACUCUGCACUUAAUGACAGCCAACUCUGAAGAAACAUGCCGAACACCUGUCAAAUUUGAGAAAUUCGAGUACCGUAUGACCAUUGGAAAAUUAAAUGUGCUCGGAGUAGUCAAUGCCACAUCACGAACUGGAAACAAGCUGACCUAUAUUUUGAUGAACAUGAAUAAUGACUUCGAAGUGGACACCAAUGGAGUGGUGAAACUCUUACCGAAAGCACAUUUACAAUGUAAAACUUGUGAAUUGAUAGUUGUGGCAAAGGAUGGAACCCAAAUGGCUAUCACUAAGGUCAAUAUCGACAAUCCGUCAUUUGUAUUACACUCAACUACAACUUUUGCAUUGUUGAUAAUGAUCAUCCUUUGUCUAAUUUUCGCGAUGUUGGCUAUUUUGGUGUGCCGAAAAUUUUGUGAAAAGUGGAAGCAAGGAAAUCGGCGUUCCAGCAUUUGUUGGCUCAAUGGAACCACAGAUACAGGAAUUUCAAUCACCACAACGACACCGAUCAAUUCUAGGUAUGUGGUGAAUAGUGAAAGAGACCGCUGCUACGAAUCCAAGUCGCCCGGACCAAAACGUUCCCAAGGCGCUCAUCUGGUUCCAGUCACUGUGGUGUCCGAUGGGUCUGGAGCUUCACCUACUGUUUAUUUUUAA